CUUUCCCCUCCCCCUCCCUCUCCAAGCCGGAGGGGUCCUGAGGUGACAGCGCCUGCAACUGAAAUUUCAGCAGCGGGAGAAGAUGGACAAGAGAAAGCUCGGGCGACGGCCAUCUUCAUCCGAAAUCAUCACAGAAGGAAAAAGGAAAAAGUCAUCUUCUGAUUUAUCGGAGAUAAGAAAGAUGUUAAAUGCAAAACCAGAGGAUGUCCAUGUUCAAUCACCACUGUCCAAAUUCAGAAGCUCAGAACGCUGGACUCUCCCUUUGCAGGUGUGGGAAAGAAGCCUAAGGAAUAAAGUCAUCUCUCUAGACCAUAAAAAUAAAAAACAUAUCCGAGGGUGUCCUGUUACUUCCAAGUCAUCACCAGAAAGGCAACUCAAAGUUAUGUUGACGAAUGUCCUAUGGACGGAUUUAGGACGAAAAUUCAGAAAGACCCUACCUAGAAACGAUGCUAAUUUAUGUGAUGCCAACAAGGUGCAAUCAGACUCAUUGCCUUCGACAUCUGUUGACAGCCUAGAGACAUGUCAAAAAUUAGAACCUCUUCGCCAAAGCCUUAAUUUAUCUGAAAGGAUACCCAGAGUUAUAUUGACGAAUGUCCUGGGAACGGAGUUAGGAAGAAAAUACAUAAGGACCCCACCUGUAACUGAGGGAAGUUUGAGUGAUACAGACAACUUGCAAUCAGAGCAACUUUCUUCAUCAUCUGAUGGCAGCCUAGAAUCUUAUCAAAAUCUAAACCCUCACAAGAGCUGUUAUUUAUCUGAAAGGGGCUCACAACGAAGUAAGACAGUAGAUGACAAUUCUGCAAAGCAGACUGCGCACAAUAAAGAAAAACGAAGAAAGGAUGAUGGCAUUUCUCUUUUAAUAUCUGAUACUCAGCCUGAAGACCUUAACAGUGGAAGUAGAGGUUGUGAUCAUCUCGAACAGGAAAGCAGAAACAAGGAUGUUAAAUAUUCUGAUUCAAAAGUGGAACUCACUCUGAUUUCCAGGAAGACAAAGAGAAGGCUUAGAAAUAAUUUACCUGAUUCUCAAUAUUGUACUUCUUUGGAUAAGUCAACAGAACAGACAAAAAAACAAGAAGAUGACUCAACAAUAUCCACUGAGUUUGAAAAGCCAAGUGAAAACUAUCAUCAGGAUCCAAAACUGCCUGAAGAAAUUACAACUAAACCUACAAAAAGUGAUUUUACUAAACUAUCCUCACUUAACAGUCAGGAGUUGACUUUGAGUAAUGCCACCAAAAGUGCCUCUGCCGGUUCAACCACUGAAACCGUUGAGAACUCUAAUUCCAUUGAUAUUGUGGGGAUUUCUUCCCUGGUUGAGAAGGAUGAGAAUGAGUUGAAUACCAUAGAAAAGCCUAUUCUAAGAGGACAUAAUGAAGGGAACCAAUCACUGAUCUCAGCUGAACCAAUUGUUGUUUCCAGUGAUGAAGAAGGACCUGUUGAACAUAAAAGUUCAGAAAUUCUUAAGUUACAAUCUAAGCAAGACCGUGAGACAACUAAUGAAAAUGAGAGUACUUCUGAAUCAGCAUUGUUAGAACUACCAUUGAUUACAUGUGAAUCUGUACAGAUGUCAUCUGAAUUAUGCCCAUAUAAUCCUGUCAUGGAGAACAUUUCCAGUAUUAUGCCUAGUAAUGAGAUGGAUCUACAACUGGAUUUUAUAUUUACUUCUGUUUAUAUUGGUAAAAUAAAAGGAGCUUCUAAAGGUUGUGUUACAAUCACAAAAAAAUAUAUUAAGAUCCCAUUUCAAGUGUCCCUGAAUGAGAUUUCAUUGCUAGUGGAUACCACACAUUUAAAGCGGUUUGGGUUAUGGAAAAGUAAGGAUGAUAAUCACAGUAAAAGGAGUCAUGCUAUUCUUUUCUUCUGGGUCUCUUCAGAUUAUCUUCAAGAGAUUCAGACCCAAUUAGAACACUCUGUAUUAAGCCAGCAAUCAAAAUCUAGUGAAUUCAUUUUCCUUGAACUACACAAUCCUGUUUCACAAAGAGAAGAAUUGAAGCUGAAAGAUAUUAUGACGGAAAUAAGUAUAAUCAGUGGAGAAUUAGAGCUUUCUUACCCGUUGUCUUGGGUUCAGGCAUUUCCUUUGUUUCAGAACCUCUCUUCAAAAGAAAGUUCUUUUAUUCAUUAUUACUGUGUUUCAACUUGUUCUUUCCCUGCUGGUGUUGCUGUUGCUGAAGAAAUGAAGCUGAAAUCAGUAUCUCAGCCCUCAAACACAGAUGCGGCCAAGCCUACUUACACCUUCCUGCAGAAGCAAAGUAGCGGUUGCUACUCCCUUUCUAUUACAUCUAAUCCAGAUGAAGAAUGGCGAGAAGUCAGGCACACUGGACUUGUUCAGAAGUUGAUUGUAUAUCCUCCACCACCUACUAAGGGGGGAUUAGGAGUAACUAAUGAAGAUCUGGAGUGUUUAGAAGAAGGAGAGUUUCUUAAUGAUGUAAUCAUUGAUUUUUACCUUAAGUAUCUUAUAUUGGAGAAGGCAUCAGAUGAACUUGUUGAACGAAGUCACAUUUUUAGUAGCUUUUUCUAUAAAUGCUUGACAAGAAAGGAAAAUAAUUUAACAGAAGAUAAUCCAAAUCUUUCAAUGGCACAGAGAAGACAUAAAAGAGUAAGAACAUGGACUCGUCACAUAAACAUUUUUAAUAAAGAUUACAUCUUUGUACCUGUAAAUGAGUCGUCUCACUGGUAUCUCGCAGUCAUUUGUUUUCCAUGGUUAGAAGAAGCUGUGUAUGAAGAUUUUCCACAAACUGUAUCCCAGCAGUCCCAGGCUCAGCAGUCCCAAAAUGACAACAAAACAAUAGAUAAUGAUCUACGUACUACUUCGACACUGUCUUUGAGUGCAGAGGAUUCCCAAAGUACCGAGUCGAAUAUGUCAGUACCAAAGAAAAUGUGUAAAAGGCCAUGUAUUCUUAUACUAGACUCCUUGAAAGCUGCUUCUGUACAAAACACAGUUCAGAAUUUACGAGAGUAUUUAGAGGUAGAGUGGGAAGUUAAACUAAAAACUCAUCGUCAAUUCAGCAAAACAAACAUGGUGGAUCUAUGCCCUAAAGUUCCUAAACAGGACAAUAGCAGUGAUUGUGGAGUAUAUUUAUUGCAGUAUGUGGAAAGCUUCUUCAAGGAUCCUAUUGUUAACUUUGAACUUCCAAUUCAUUUGGAGAAGUGGUUUCCUCGUCAUGUAAUAAAGACCAAACGGGAAGAUAUUCGAGAGCUCAUCUUGAAACUUCAUUUACAGCAACAGAAGGGCAGCAGUAGCUAGUUAAUCUGUACAAACAUGACACAGAUGUUCUCUAAGAUUACUGGAAAGCCUCUUACCAGCAUUUGUGUUAGCCAGCUCACAGAGAAGAAAAUAACUUGCAGUAGUUUUAUAAUAAGUCAUUGGAACAUUAUUUAAAAUAUGUAGGACACAUUAUUAGAAUUGUUGGGAUCUCAUAGAUGGAAUGGGAAUGGGGGUGAUAUAGAUAAACUUACUAGAUAUAAAUUAAAAUUUUAUAAAUAUUUCAUAUUUUUCUGAGUAAAUAUGAUUGGAUUAUGCAACAGCAUAUGUAAUAUGGGAAUGUUUUGUAGAUAAUAAAACUUACAUGAUCUGUACUUCCACGUGACUGGGUGCUGAGGGGAGUUAAAGCCUCCCUGGUGCCAGCCCCAGUGCUUGUCAAAUUUGCUGACAGGUCACAUCAUAUUGUAAUUCUAUUCUUUGCAGCUCAAGCAUGCAGUAUGAAUACUGUGUAUUUUUUAAAAAAAUAAUUUAGUAUCAAGGCUUCAGAAAAUGCCAUUUACGGCAUCCCUUCUGUAUGUAACAAAAAGACAUUCAUAAUGUUAGGAAGAUGAUAAAAAUUCGCUCUUUUAAAGUGCAGCUUAUUAUUCUCAAUUGCUAAAUACGAUUACUCUGCUUUUUUUUUUUCAUUUCUUUUGAUGUCAUAUGUGAGUAUCUUAUAAUUUAGUUCAUUUGUUCAGGGUAAAAUUUGAAACAAAAAAUUUUACCUGUGCAAAAUAGUUUUUUAAAAAUUAUACAUGUAGCUCAACUUGAGGUACUGCUAUAUAAAUAUUCACUCACAUUAUCACGGAAUUUAUGUAUAGUUUCUCUAAUAUAGAAGAUAAAAUUGGUGUCCUCAUAACUUUAACAAAGAAAACCCUCAGUCCUAUUUAUUAAUGGGUAGAAUUAAAUAUAUAAUUUUAUAGCUCAGUUUACCCAGUAUUCAUCUGCAAAGCCAGAUUGCUCUCAUUGCUUUUAUAUUUUUAAAUUGUAGCUUUUAGAGACCUAUGAUCCUCAUGGAACUUAAUUUUUUAUUAAAUAUUCAGGUAACAGUUCUGAAUUCAUGUGAUAAUGGUGGCAUUAUAUAUGAUUAAACACUUCAGAACUUUCUAAUGUUAUCAGGAGUAUUUUGAGGGAGAUAUGAUUAUAUUGUAUUUUCUCAGAUAAGAAAAAUGUUUUUUAACAAUAUUAUUUUAAUCUGUUUUAAGCAUCUCUUAGAUUUACAUUAUAACUACAUAAAGCAGUGAAGCAAAGGCAAAUUAAGAUAAAGCUAGAAAGUCUGAACAUUUUAUUUCAAAAUCAUACGAAUCGGGGUCAGUUAAGCCUCAGUAUUCUUAGCUUUUGUUGAUUUUGGCACUAUCUUUAUAUUAUUAAAUAUAUUUGUUGUUUGGAUAUUUCAUAUAAAGAUGGCUAUAAUUACAUAUUUCAUUCCCAAUUUGUGUGUGUUGGGGGGUACUUUUAAAGGUGACUAUUGUUUUGUACAUCUAAUUUUGGGAAAGCAAGUCUAUAAGACAUCUUGUGAUUUCUUAAUGUUUUUGUUUGUAUGUUUUUCAAAGAUAUCACUGUCCUUUAUCAUGUUUUGAAGAUUGUUUAAAAUUCAUUUUCCUAAAUUAAUGUGCAAGUAAUGUUUUGAGGAUAUCAGUGUUUUAUAUUAAACAUAUUUCCAAUUCAUUAAAUUGAGGUGUAAUUUUUUUCCUUAAGAAACAUGAGCUACUGUUAGAAAUAAAUUUCCAGUUGUAUGCUG
Messenger RNA from Homo sapiens (human), 4976 nucleotides. It is a transcript of the gene SENP7, whose product is annotated as SUMO specific peptidase 7. Gene Ontology annotation, cellular component: presynaptic cytosol; postsynaptic cytosol; cytoplasm. Bases 83 to 3238 code for a protein of 1051 amino acids. The transcript is spliced from 24 exons. The record is from RefSeq and is a predicted model, not a curated record. Gene Ontology annotation, molecular function: cysteine-type peptidase activity; SUMO-specific endopeptidase activity. Gene Ontology annotation, biological process: protein desumoylation; proteolysis; antiviral innate immune response. Lineage: Eukaryota; Metazoa; Chordata; Mammalia; Primates; Hominidae.